Messenger RNA from Letharia columbiana, 699 nucleotides. RefSeq lists its product as uncharacterized. NCBI's taxonomy places the organism in Eukaryota, Fungi, Ascomycota, Lecanoromycetes, Lecanorales, Parmeliaceae. The coding region runs from base 1 to 699 and encodes 232 amino acids. The record is from RefSeq and is a predicted model, not a curated record. The transcript has 3 exons.
AUGACGCGCAAACCCACACUAACCGGCAGCGUCUCAUUCAGAGCGGACCCCGAGCCCGACAUGUCCUCCGACAACGAAGACCAAGCCACCGGCGGGCGCAAGCCGCAGCCGAACCAAGAGCUGCAGAAGCAACCGCCGCAGACCCAGCAAGCCAACCGCAACCAAUCCGCCCCCUCGACCCAAGACCAAGGCCUGCAGCAGCAAAACGAAGCCCUGCAGCAGCAACUCAUGGCCCUGCGCCAGCAGCAGUCCCAGCAACCCGAGGUCAAGGGCGGCCGCAUCGCCCCCGUCCGGCAGUCGCGCAUCCUGGACCGGGCGCCGAGCGAGGGGGCGAAGAACUCGAGCCUGAAGAUCCAGAUCGAGUUGGACCUGGAGGUGGAGCCCCUCACAUCAAAUUUUGACACUCUGACAGCAUUGGUGGAGUCAUCGUCUCUGAGAGCCAGCAUCGAUACAUUAAUCGAUCUCUUCCCCAGCUCCAGUCUCCCCCAGCUUUACACCAAGCCUGAACAGUACAUCAGGAUCCGCAGCCCGAAACGAGUAGAUGAAACGCCUUUUGACAAAAGGCGAUCGGGCUCGCUCUGGUCCACACCAGAGAUCAACUGGCUGGGCAUCCUCGUUCAAGACGAUUCUCCUAUCGAUGAGGUCUUCUCUCCAACAACCAAGCUGUCUGGAAAGAUUGUUCAAUACAUGGCGGGAUGA